Messenger RNA from Purpureocillium takamizusanense, 321 nucleotides. RefSeq lists its product as uncharacterized. The transcript has a single exon. Bases 1 to 321 code for a protein of 106 amino acids. The record is from RefSeq and is a predicted model, not a curated record. Lineage: Eukaryota; Fungi; Ascomycota; Sordariomycetes; Hypocreales; Ophiocordycipitaceae.
AUGCGUCGCGUCGCGUUGAGGCUUCUCCGUGGAAACAUGGCGGGCGAUGAGUCGAUGGCUGCCCCGUGGGGUAUGAACUACUACCGUGAUCCCGAGUUUCUGACUGCCGCGAGCUUCAUCUCAAGCGUCAUUUUCCGAUCCAUCGAGCCUAGUCAUCAAAUUAUCCGCGUCGUGUCCGAGGUACGAAGUAUGGUUCGCCACACGUCCGUCAGCGCGACGAUCGGCUUAGGGAUGAGGCCGCGGGCCGGCUGGCGUCGGGGCCUGCAGGUCUUCCGCAUCUCCUUCUCGCAUGUCGCACGACAGGCUGGCGACUGGUUCUAA